Gadus macrocephalus (Pacific cod) is the source of this 1764-nucleotide messenger RNA. It is a transcript of the gene adpgk2, whose product is annotated as ADP-dependent glucokinase 2. The transcript has 7 exons. The record is from RefSeq and is a predicted model, not a curated record. Gene Ontology annotation, molecular function: ADP-specific glucokinase activity. Lineage: Eukaryota; Metazoa; Chordata; Actinopteri; Gadiformes; Gadidae. Gene Ontology annotation, biological process: glucose metabolic process. Bases 63 to 1535 code for a protein of 490 amino acids. Gene Ontology annotation, cellular component: endoplasmic reticulum.
CUUGGUAGUAGAUUCUAGAACGCACUGAUGUUCAGAGCGAUGCUAGCAGCCAGCUAGUCGACAUGGAGGGGGUGAACGGCUCUUCGUUCAUGAAGUAUGGCUCAUUUGUAUCCAUUUUGGUUUUAAUACUGGCUUACACGUUCCGAACACCCCCGGACGCGAUGCUAGAUGACCGGCUGGACAACGUCCUGUCUUCGUUGCUACGAGCGGAGCGCAAAGUGGGCAUUGAUAUCAGAGCUCGACCCAAAGUGGCGAUCGGUUUCGGUGGGUGCGUGGACCUGAUAGUGGAUGGAGUAUCACUGAUGGAUGAGAUGGGGCUGUCCAGCACCCACCAGCCCCUGCACCAUGACUCCAUCGAGAACGCCCAACAACUUGCCCAGAGCUUCGCCUAUUUCUUCGCUCCGGGAGCCGCUUCAGAGCGUUUUGUGAUGAAUAAAACACUCUUCAGCGAGCUGGUGGAAACCUCUCGGGGGUUGCCCGGCAACCGAUGGGCAGUGGGUGGAAACGCCCCUGUGAUGGCAGGUCGCAUGGCAAACGAGGGCUGUGACGUUUUGCUAGGGGGAACCUUCAGCCCAGACUUUACCGAGGUCCUGUCCCAGCACAUCAUGGUGGCCGGUAAUGUAGUGGAGGAGCCAGACAUCCACCUGAUCCUCGAGUACCCCGCUGGGGCCAGCUGGGGCCCCUACACCUCCCGAAGGGCCAACAGGUACAUAGUCCACAGUGAUGACCAUAACCCCUACCUGGACUCCAUGGAUGACUUUGCAGAGAAACUUCAAGAUUUCGACCCUGAUCUUCUGGUGGUGGGGGGGCUGCAGAUGAUGGACAAUUUCCCCUUUAAGCCAGCGGAGAGAGCAGCUCUCCUCUCCCAGCUGGCAGACAUGAUGUCCUCCUCGUCCGCUCAGACGGGCAUCCAUUUUGAAAUGGCCAGUUUCGUGGAUGAAGGUCUGAUGAAGGACUUGCUCAACCUGGUGGUCCCGAACGCCAACUCUCUGGGAAUGAACGAACAGGAGCUGCCCAACCUGCUCAGCCUCCUGAAGGGCUCCAACAUCACCGUGCUCUCGGACCCCAACCCCCGCGUGGCCACCGUCCUGGACCAGAUGAGGGAGCUCUACAGCCUCCUCAACCAGCACCACCGGGCCGGCGACCGGGGAGCGGCCAGCGCCACGGGCCGCCGCCGGCUGACCCGGCUGCACGUCCACACGCUGGCCUUCCAGGCCAUGAUCGUGACCCAGGGCUCCCAGUGGAAGAACACCAUGUCGGCCACCGCCAAGGCCUCGCUCACGGCCAACCGCCACGUGUGCGGCUCCCCGGACAUCGACCCCAGCAAGGCGCGCCUCAUCAUGGACGACUCGUUCUCCGUCAGCCGCCAGGAGGGCAGCCAGCGCAUCAGCGUGGACGAGAGCCGGCCGGUCAGCUGCUGGCACGAGGACGACUACCAGGUCUGCGUGGCCCCCGUGCUGGUGUGCACCGAGGUGUACCAGACCGCCGGUGGCGGGGACAACGUCUCAGCCGCCGGGCUGGUGCUGCAGAUCUAGAGCGGCGUCACGGAAGGCCUCCCUCGUAAUACUUGAUGCGUGUGGAAGAAGUGGGCGCCCUCUGGUGUUUUAGGGAACCUGGACAGAUCGAUGUUUGACGGCGUUUCUAGGCGACUGCGUUUGGCCAGGCUAAUGGCACCUCUCCUCAGAAGCUAAUGCCAAAAAUGACUGUUUGUGACCUCUGGAUGAGUUCUUUGUAUGAUCUUGCAAAGUCCUCUUGUUUGUUUGU